CACACCAUGAAGGCUCUUAUUCUCCUGGCUCUGUUUGCUGUGGCUUAUGCCGCCCCUCUGGAGGAGGACGACAAGAUCGUGGGAGGGUAUGAGUGCAAGAAGAACGCUCUGCCCUACCAGGUCUCUCUGAACUCUGGAUACCACUUCUGCGGAGGCUCCCUGAUCAGCAGCACAUGGGUUGUGUCUGCUGCCCAUUGCUACAAGUCCCGCGUUGAGGUGCGUCUUGGUGAGCACAACAUUGCUAGCAAUGAGGGCACUGAGCAGUUCAUCAACUCCGCCAAGGUCAUCCGCCACCCCAGCUACAACAGCCGCAACCUGGACAAUGACAUCAUGCUGAUCAAGCUGAGCAAGCCCGCCACCCUCAACAGCUACGUGAAGGCCGUGGCCCUGCCCUCCAGCUGUGCCAGCUCUGGAACCCGCUGCCUGGUCUCUGGCUGGGGCAACACCAGUGGAAGUGGCAGCAACUACCCUGACCGCCUGAGGUGCCUGGAUCUCCCCAUCCUCAGCGACAGCUCUUGCAGAAGCGCCUACCCUGGUCAGAUCACCUCCAACAUGUUCUGCGCUGGAUUCAUGGAGGGAGGCAAGGACUCUUGCCAGGGUGACUCUGGUGGCCCCGUGGUGUGCAACGGAGUGCUGCAAGGUGUUGUGUCCUGGGGCUACGGCUGUGCCAUGAAGAACAAGCCCGGUGUCUACGCCAAGGUGUGCAACUACAAGUCCUGGAUCAGCAGCACCAUGUCCUCCAACUAAAUUUCAUGUUGAGGAUUACGACUAACAUGCAGUAGAGCUCAUACCAACAGCUCUUCAGUCAAAUUUCAAUAAAAAAACACCUAUGUUGAAAUGAUAUCACUAUUUUGUUGUCCUUUUUUAGUAAAACAUGUCGUCAUU
Alosa sapidissima (American shad) is the source of this 885-nucleotide messenger RNA. RefSeq names its product trypsin-3. The record is from RefSeq and is a predicted model, not a curated record. Gene Ontology annotation, biological process: proteolysis. Lineage: Eukaryota; Metazoa; Chordata; Actinopteri; Clupeiformes; Clupeidae. Bases 7 to 747 code for a protein of 246 amino acids. Gene Ontology annotation, molecular function: serine-type endopeptidase activity. The transcript has 5 exons.